Messenger RNA from Ruditapes philippinarum (Manila clam), 645 nucleotides. Its product is annotated as delta and Notch-like epidermal growth factor-related receptor. The transcript is spliced from 7 exons. Lineage: Eukaryota; Metazoa; Mollusca; Bivalvia; Venerida; Veneridae. Bases 91 to 399 code for a protein of 102 amino acids. The record is from RefSeq and is a predicted model, not a curated record.
UUUUAAUGAUUUAAAGUGAAUUUAUUCCUCUACGGAUACGGAUUCAAUAGUAUAUUUGGCUGAUUGUUGUAUCACUGAUAAUCAUAAAAGAUGUGGAAACUAACGACUAUAAUCCUGGUCCUAGCGUUCGUGGCAUUAUGUAAUGCGCAGAUGUUAUGUGAAUCAAAUUUAGAGUGCCCGGAGGAUUCGUUCUGUUCGGGACAUCCUAAAGCUGUUUCGAAGACUCCAAAGGUCAAAAAGAUAUGUGUUCCCUGCGACUGCAAUGAAAAAGAUCAGUGUUAUUUUGGCGGUUUCAACAACUUGGAAAUCCUUUGUGAUUGUGCAGAUAGCGGCUACACCGGAGCCACGUGCGAAACUCCUAUAGAUCUAUGUGACCCCAAUCCAUGUCAAAAUGGCUGAACAUGCACAUCUGACGGUGGUACCGUGUCGUGCGAGUGCGAUCCUCUUUGGGGUGGAGAAUUUUGUCAUGUCAUUCAGAAUUAAAGAGAAAACACAGAAGUUAUGACAUCUUUAAAACAUUAUGUUGGAAAUAACACAGCGAAUUAUAACAAGGAAAACAAAACGUAUCUAAUAAUUCAAAAGAUCUUUUGUAAAAGAAUAUCUUGUAAAUAUUGAUUUCAAAAAUAAAAUUUAAAAAAAAUCUCA